Molecule: messenger RNA, 889 nt
Organism: Malus domestica (apple)
Lineage: Eukaryota; Viridiplantae; Streptophyta; Magnoliopsida; Rosales; Rosaceae
Biological process (GO): U6 snRNA 3'-end processing
Cellular component (GO): nucleus
Molecular function (GO): 3'-5'-RNA exonuclease activity
Source: RefSeq, a predicted model, not a curated record
UUCUACUUCUAGUUACCCAAAUUAAGAACGUACGCUUUUAGCGCGAGAGAGAAAUGGAGGCCCUGAUUGCCUCGUACGGAGACUCGUCGUCGGGCUCAGACUCCGAGUCGCCGGCUCCACCUCCACCACCACCUCCGGAGCUCAACAACCCUCAAGAACCGACCCCUGCGCUGCCUCCACCUCCUCUGUCACUUCUCGACAGCCCCAAUUCCUUCGAAUUUCUGGACUUAUCGGCAAGCGCCCAGCCGAGCAGAGUUCGGAACUUUCCUCACGUCGAAGGGAACUACGCAGUACAUGUAUACAUCCCAGUUUAUAUACCACCAGCACCAAGGAAAGAGAUGGCCUUGUUUUUGAACAAGCUAGCUUCUCUGCUGCCUGGUCUCCAUGCGGUUGACGUUGACUUCCCGCUUGACAUUCUGCGUAAGGACGAGCACAAGCUUGAACAAGUUGCUUUAGGCAGAGAGUUCCAUAUAAGUCUCGGAAGAACUGUUCCGAUGCGGGUGCACCAGAUUGAUUCCUUGGUGACAAUGCUGCGGCAGAAGCUUCAGAUUCAGAGGCGAUAACAAAGCAGAUUCAAGCUGUGAAUGAGGUGUAUAAGCUUCACAAUCUUCCUGAAUUUUACAAGGAUCCACGCCCUCACAUCUCGGUAGCUUGAGCAUUGGGUGACAUCAGCAAUUCCCUGAACAAAGUGGUUGAAGAAGAAAGACGAAGAUCUACCAUCGGAGGAUCGUUACAGAAAUGUAUUUUUACCAGUAAAUUCAAUGGUAUCGAUAUCGAAUGUAGGAUUGGUAAUAAAACACACAAAAUAUGUAAAUUUUCUGAAGAAUAAUGUAGCCAUUUAACUGUAUUGUGAAAUUCCGAGAAUAUAUGGCUGAGCAUUGGAUGAGAA